Molecule: messenger RNA, 1068 nt
Organism: Cryphonectria parasitica EP155
Lineage: Eukaryota; Fungi; Ascomycota; Sordariomycetes; Diaporthales; Cryphonectriaceae
Product: Pkinase-domain-containing protein
Exons: 1
Coding region: 1-1068 (355 amino acids)
Biological process (GO): protein phosphorylation; positive regulation of transcription elongation by RNA polymerase II; transcription elongation by RNA polymerase II
Cellular component (GO): cyclin/CDK positive transcription elongation factor complex; nucleus
Molecular function (GO): cyclin binding; cyclin-dependent protein serine/threonine kinase activity; RNA polymerase II CTD heptapeptide repeat kinase activity
Source: RefSeq, a predicted model, not a curated record
AUGAAGCGGUUGAAACCGAGGCCUACCCUUCCGGAUGAUCUGAUUGGAUCCGAUUCCGUCUACUUCCGCAAGCCAGGCAACGAAUCCGUGAUCGGUGCUGGAACCUACGGCAAGGUCUUCAAAGCUCUGCACGUCUACACCAAGAACCUGGUGGCCCUGAAGAGGAUACGCAUGGAGGGUGAGAGGGACGGCUUCCCUGUGACGGCUGUCCGAGAGAUCAAGCUCUUGCAGUCCCUGCGGCAUAUCAACAUCGUCGCCCUGCUGGAAGUGAUGGUGGAAAGAAACGAGUGCUAUAUGGUCUUUGAGUACAUGUCGCACGAUUUGACGGGCCUUCUCAAUCACCCAACCUUUAAGCUCAAUGCGGCACACAGGAAGCACCUGUCCAAACAGCUCUUCGAGGCUCUCGACUACCUGCACCAGCGCGGCGUCCUGCACCGAGACAUCAAAGCGGCCAACAUUUUGGUCAGCAGCGACGGCAUCCUCAAGCUCGCAGACUUUGGUCUGGCCCGCUUCUACGCAAAGCGACACCAACUCGACUAUACCAACCGAGUCAUUACCAUAUGGUACCGACCUCCAGAGCUGCUCCUCGGCGAGACGCAGUACAGCCCUGCCGUGGAUAUAUGGAGUGCCGCCUGCGUCAUGAUCGAGAUCUUUACACGAAGAGCGAUCUUCGCGGGUGACGGCGGCGAGAUCAGCCAACUGGACAAGAUCUACUCGGUCCUUGGCACGCCACAUAAGUCUGACUGGCCAGGCCUGAUCGACAUGCCAUGGUUUGAGCUCUUGCGACCUGGUUUAAGGAAGCCGAACCUGUUUGAGGAGCAAUACAAGGAUAAACUGCCGCCUGCCGCGUUCGAUCUCAUGAUCGAGAUGCUUCGUUACGAUCCCGCCAAACGGCCAACCGCAGCCGAGGUGCUGGAGCACCCUUACUUUACCACGGAGGCACCGGCUCCGCGGCAAGUAAUUGAGUAUGCCCCCCUUCCCCUCUCCUUUUUUUUCUUCUUUUCCAUUCCUUUCUUCUUUCUUUUCUUCACCUUCGCCGUUCUUCUUUCCUCCCUUUCCUUGUGUUGA